AUGAUAAUUAAAAAGAGGUUCUGGGGAAGUGAAGGGCAAAAACGACCUUUACAUGCGCUGGAAGACAGGAGAGCACAAGCAGGACUGCACAACGUCACCAGGGUUAACCAGAAGCAGAAGGCUCCUGUUUACACCCACAGCACUGAGAACUGCAGAGCUACUCAUUAUCAGGUAGAAACGAAAGCUGCAACACCUUCCUCACCUGGAGCAGAUCAAAGCCUGAAGCCUCAAAUUGCAGCCCCUGAGCUCGCUAUGAACAAUCCCACUCUUACUACAGUUGCUUUAGAAAAGCCCUUCUGUGUGUUUGACAGCUCGCUGCACCCAAAUAAAUCUUACUUCAUCUACCUGUAUGCAAUGCAGGAGUCAGCCAGGAGCUCCCUGGUGACUGAUGGCAGCAGCAAACCCCUGGACAGCACCUUCCAGCAAACAAAUGGGGGGCAGCUCGGGCCCUACAAGGCUGCUGCGUUCCAUGUACCCAGCUGUGCCUCCCCUCCCAGACUUGUGGACGCAGGAGAUGUCAGCAAAGUUUCUGAUGUCCUGAAACAAUACCUGUUCAGAGUCGGGGAUGACGGGACUUGUCUGUACGACCCAAACUUCCUCGAUGUCUGUAACCCCCCUCUCGCACCAGACACAACUUACAGGUUUAAGUAUGUGCUAAUAGAUAACACUGAAGGUAUUGUGAAAGACCAAACUCUCUGGUCUGAUCCAAUCAAAACCAGAAGAGUUAAACUUCCCUUGCAAAUUGACACGUGGCCUGGCCGAAGGAGUGGAGCCAUGAUUGUCAUCACCUCCAUCCUGAGCGUGCUCCUCUUCCUUCUGCUUGCUGGGAUUCUGGCUGCUGUGUCCUCGGCUGUCGUGAGACCAGAAAGUCCUCCUGCAGACACAAAGUGCUCCCCUCAGACUACUCAGCCAAGUGACCCGAGACCACAGCUGGGCUCUGAGUGACCAGCCUGGCUGCAGUCAGGGUGGGGCUGCAGCUGAACUGCUCCACAUGCUGAGACACACAGGACCAUCUCUUCUAUUCAACACGAGUCCAAAAAGGCUCCAGAACACAACCAGGCAACUGGAGAUGAUGAACCAAGGACAGCUGUUUUGAAGUCUUGCAGUGUGUAUAUAUAUACAGCCCUUGUCCUAAUGAGAUUUGAUGUAGUUAAUUACCUUGCAUAGCAUAUAGAACGUGAAUAGUGAAUAUCAAAUGCCUGGAAUGAAGAAAAAAAAAAAUCUUUGAGAUCCUUCAGCUCUGGGGGUUGAUCAGAGGUUGUCUAAUGGAGACCUCUCAUCUGGAGUGAGCAUUAGUGCAGCCCUCGCCUGCUUCUUGCAGUCAGACAAUCAGGAUGGAGCUGUUUGUGUGUCAGUGUUCCUCCAGAGGAACUGAUGAGGAAUAUGUGCUGCUUUCUUUUCCAUUGAUGCCAACUUCAAAGCCCUUCUUUACACCUAUUGAGCAUGUGGGAGCAACUGUCCUAUAGUAGCAAGAAUCUGGGAUAAGUACAAAGCUGUCACCG
Messenger RNA from Empidonax traillii (willow flycatcher), 1502 nucleotides. RefSeq names its product uroplakin 3A (gene UPK3A). The transcript has 7 exons. The record is from RefSeq and is a predicted model, not a curated record. NCBI's taxonomy places the organism in Eukaryota, Metazoa, Chordata, Aves, Passeriformes, Tyrannidae. Bases 1 to 945 code for a protein of 314 amino acids.